AUGCUAAAAGUACAGCAGCCCGCGCAGGGCGGCUACAAGGCACCGGGCGGCUUCAAGACGCCCGUCGGUAGCUCGCACGCCAGCGGGCACCGGCCCGAGCAGUACCACUACGAGCCCUCUCCUUACGCCUUCGACUACGCCGUCAGCAACUACGAGACGGGCGCCGAGUUCGCCGCCAACGAGAACAGCGACGGCAAGCAGACGACCGGCUUCUACACGGUGGCGCUGCCCGACGGCCGCAUUCAGACGGUCAAGUACACGGUCGACGACUAUGGCGGCUUCAACGCGGAGGUGUCGUACGAGGGCGAGCCGUCCCCCGGCUACAAGCCGGCGGCUGAGUACAAGCGCGCCCCGACCUCCUACAAGUCGCCGCCCGCCUACAGGUCGGCUCCCAUCUACAAGGGGGACAUUGAGCGCAAGCCGGGCGUCGGCUACAAGGCUCCGCCCAAAUACUCGUCCAACGCGGAGCCCUAA
Molecule: messenger RNA, 474 nt
Organism: Pollicipes pollicipes
Lineage: Eukaryota; Metazoa; Arthropoda; Thecostraca; Pollicipedomorpha; Pollicipedidae
Product: cuticle protein 7-like
Exons: 3
Coding region: 1-474 (157 amino acids)
Cellular component (GO): extracellular matrix
Source: RefSeq, a predicted model, not a curated record